Messenger RNA from Rhododendron vialii, 1957 nucleotides. Its product is annotated as threonine synthase, chloroplastic-like. Gene Ontology annotation, molecular function: pyridoxal phosphate binding; threonine synthase activity. The transcript has 2 exons. The record is from RefSeq and is a predicted model, not a curated record. Gene Ontology annotation, cellular component: cytoplasm. Gene Ontology annotation, biological process: L-cysteine biosynthetic process. Bases 116 to 1720 code for a protein of 534 amino acids. NCBI's taxonomy places the organism in Eukaryota, Viridiplantae, Streptophyta, Magnoliopsida, Ericales, Ericaceae.
AGGCAGACCUUCUCAAAAAUCAAAACCCUACAACGAACCCAACGGCCCACUGGUACAUCCACCUAGCGUCGCCGUUCCAGAAUUCCCCCAUCCUAUCUCUCUCUCUCUCUCUCCAAUGUCUCCUCCUUCACUCCUCCACUCCUCCCCUUUCCCUCUCCACCCUAACCCCACCCCCACCCUCCACUCCCCCAGAUCCACCCUCCCUUUCCUCCCCAUCAAAUCCUCCACCUCACCCGACCCCAUCCCAACACCACUUAAAGCAUCCGCCUCACCCGAUCCCUCCUCACCUCCCCUCAAGCACCGCCGCCCCGCCGACGUCAAUAUCCGCGACGAAGCCCGCCGCCACAGCUCCACCCACAACCUCCAAGGUUUCUCCGCCAAGUACGUCCCCUUCAACACCUCCCCUGCACCCUCCACCGAAUCCUACUCCCUCGACGAGAUCGUCUACCGCAGCCGAUCCGGCGGCCUCCUGGACGUCCAGCACGACAUGGACGCCCUGAAACGGUACGAUGGGGAGUACUGGAAGAACCUGUUCGACUCGCGCGUGGGGAAGACCACGUGGCCGUACGGGUCCGGGGUGUGGUCGAAGAAGGAGUGGGUUUUGCCGGAGAUUGAUGGCGAUGAUAUCAUCAGCGCGUUUGAGGGGAAUUCCAACUUGUUUUGGGCGGAGCGGUUUGGGAAGCAGUUUCUGGGGAUGAAUGAUUUGUGGGUCAAGCACUGUGGGAUUAGCCAUACGGGGAGUUUUAAAGAUCUGGGCAUGACUGUGUUGGUAUCUCAGGUGAAUCGUUUGAGGAAAAUGAAUCGUCCUGUUGUUGGAGUCGGUUGUGCAUCCACCGGAGACACCUCAGCGGCGCUUUCCGCCUACUGUGCUUCUGCUGGGAUCCCGUCGAUUGUUUUUCUUCCUGCGAAUAGGAUUUCAAUUGCGCAGUUGGUGCAACCGAUUGCGAAUGGGGCUUUUGUUUUGAGCAUUGAUACAGACUUUGAUGGGUGCAUGCAGUUGAUUAGGGAAGUUACAGCUGAAUUGCCAAUUUACUUGGCAAAUUCUUUAAACAGUUUGAGGCUUGAAGGUCAGAAAACGGCUGCGAUUGAGAUUUUGCAGCAGUUUGAUUGGGAAGUUCCUGAUUGGGUGAUUGUUCCUGGUGGAAACCUUGGGAAUAUAUAUGCUUUCUACAAAGGUUUUCACAUGUGCAGGGAAUUAGGUCUGGUUGAUAGGAUUCCGCGUCUUGUUUGCGCCCAAGCUGCGAAUGCCAAUCCACUCUAUCUCCAUUACAAGUCUGGUUGGAAGGAUUUCAAAGCCGUCAAGGCUAAUACUACUUUUGCAUCUGCCAUACAGAUUGGCGAUCCAGUUUCUAUAGACAGAGCUGUUUUUGCUUUAAAGAAUUCAAAUGGAAUUGUUGAGGAAGCCACAGAAGAAGAAUUGAUGGAUGCCAUGGCUCAAGCAGAUUCAACUGGCAUGUUUAUAUGCCCCCAUACUGGGGUUGCACUGACGGCAUUAUUUAAGCUUAGGAAUAGUGGGGUUAUUGGCCCCACAGAUCGGACUGUGGUGGUGAGCACGGCUCAUGGAUUGAAGUUUACACAGUCUAAGAUUGAUUACCAUUCGAAGGAGAUAUCAGACAUGGCUUGCCGGUAUGCUAAUCCACCAGUGCAAGUGAACGCAGAUUUCGGGUCUGUCAUGGAUGUUCUUAAAAAAUACUUGUUGAGCAAAGAUUCGAAGAUUUGAACUUCUUUUAGAGCAUUGUAAGGCUUGCUUCUUUUCCCUUGUUGGUUUUGCUCUAAAUGUUGUCAUAUCAUUUGCUUUUGUCAAGUUGACAUUCCUUUUGUAGGAUUAGCUUUGAGAGUUUACUGUUUUGUGGGCUAGAGGAUUAUUUGUAACUUGUAAGGCAGUUUUGCCAUUAGAAGUGGAUUUCAUUUUCCCUAGCGAUGGAUAAUAAAAGUUGGGGAUUGCUUUUGGUUGCAA